AGAUCGCGCGCACCAGAGUGGGAAACGCCGCCUUAUCAGACCGGCCCGAGCGCCUUCCUGUUUGGUCCACUCUCGCCUCUCACGCAGAGGCACGCUGUUCCUUUGUCUUCUCUGAUCAGGUCUUUGUUUUCUUCGGCGCCUUUGUGUCUUUGAAAAACAACAUGCCACUGUGUGUCUAGUAUGGAACCAGCGCCACACACAGAACCACUAUAAAGUACACAGGUCCAUCGCCUCUUGCUCCUAUCUCCCCACAUCCUACUUACCGACAUGUCUGCCUUAUCUUCUUACAAGACUCUUUUUGCCAUACUUCACGACGUGACCGCGGAUACUCCUCUUGCGGAAGUUCACAGAGCUUCCGAGGUGGUCAUUCCCCGGUUGAAGGCUUCCCUGUUCACGGCCGAAACCGAGCACUCCUGCGACCACACGAACACGAGGCCAUUUCCACAUGAUAUAAUUACGAUUGCGAACACGAAACUGGGUUAUCCAACAAUUUCUGAGCGGAAUGAAAGGAACAUAUGUUGGAAGUACUAUCUUUUACUUCAAAUUGGAAUGACGGAAGAAAUGGCCAAGGCCCUCGUCACGACGGAAAUUGCACAAGCGUAUGAUCUUCAAAAGCUGAAUGUUCGUAUGCAACAAUCUAUCAAGGACCACUAUGAGAAAACAGGAAAGCCAGUGCCACCGCAGUACCUCCAAAUGCCGCCUCUAGACGAAGAUGAAUACGAUCAUGAAUCAUUUACGGAGAAAGAAGUAGGCCUGAUGGCAGCAGGUGGCAUCUUGAAGUUCAUGGACGAGGGAUGCACGACGGUGCGAGAUAUGUUGGAGAUGGCACAGAAGACAUCUCGAGAAUAUUCAGCGGCAGAUGAUUCUGUGGGACUUCGAAAUGAUCUUGAGGAUGUCGUGUCUCAGCUUGGCGGUGUUUCUAUCUCUUCGGACUGUCCUUGAAGCAACAUCUUAAAUAACUUUUCCCUUCAAUAUUUCAUGUCCAUUUCUUUUGUAGUCUGAAUACGAAACUUCCUGUCAUGACUGUACUUAUUCGUAAACGAUGAACGGC
This is a messenger RNA of Desarmillaria tabescens, 1051 nucleotides long. RefSeq lists its product as uncharacterized. The transcript is spliced from 4 exons. NCBI's taxonomy places the organism in Eukaryota, Fungi, Basidiomycota, Agaricomycetes, Agaricales, Physalacriaceae. The coding region runs from base 268 to 942 and encodes 224 amino acids. The record is from RefSeq and is a predicted model, not a curated record.